AACGUACAUUUUAUGGUACCCACUCGUUAACCAGUUUACUUUUUUUAACUGUAGCAUUUUUACAGUCUUUUACCAUUACAAUUACUGUACUUUUGUACAUUUUAGCCUUAAAAUAGAUAAACAUUUUAUUGACUGUAGUAUACACAGUAUUUUUGGAAUUAUUGAAGAUUUGAAUAAGACAGUGCUAUUUAGAGAAAUGAAAAUAUUUAAAAUUAUGUAAAUUAAAUGUUUCUUCUUUUUGAUAGAAUUUUUUUGUUUUGUUUUGUUUUUGUUGCUGUGACAAUGAACCGGAAAUUGCUUUUUCAAAUGUGCCUCAGAACGAUGUUUUGAUUUCUUGUGAGAACAGAAAGCUGUCAUACAGGUUUCCUUGUAAUUUCGUUUUGUGUGGGAAUUCUACCAAAUUCCCAGAGCGGGAAGUGCAUCAUAUUGUUGCGAAUCAUUCUGUUAAAGUACACUCAAAUGCUGAGGGUGUUAAUAGAAAUGCUAAACACAAAAACCUCACCAAACAUUUAGGUCUGUAGUGAGAGACAGUUAACAAAGUUAAUAGAGUAAGAGAGUUGUGUUGCUGUGUUCCCUGCGUAUUGAUACAGCUGUUUGAGUCAACAGAGAGGGCAGUGUUUUGGGGUCAGCGAAUGGUGGUGGAGAAUUUUGAGUCAUAUCUGUCACAGGAUAUGUUACAGUUUAUUAAGCAAGGUACCAGUUGAGAGGGUUAUGCGUUGGAAACACAGGAUUGAUCAACUUGUUCAACUGACACGUUGGUGCGGCUUGGGUUGUGUGUGCGAGAAUGAAGAUCCAUACAUUGAUUUGGCAGAUUUAGAGGCAAGAGAACAGUCGUACGCCCUGGGAGUCAAGCCGAUGGCCCUGGACGAGCUGUUUGACGCGAGCACAUGGAGAAUUAAAAACAUUUGGGAUGGGGUGAAGAUGGAAAUCGCGCCCGGAGAUGGAUGUCCGGUGGUCUUAAAUAGUUUUACACAUUUGGACCCCGAUCUGCCUAUGCUGGAGAGCUCAGUUCAGGAGAUUGGAGAGGAGGUAGAGGAGGGAGCCAUCUACACCAUCACACUCCGGAAGGUGCAGCUCCACCAGACGGCGAGUAAGGGUCAGCGAUGGCUGGGCGUGGAGACCGAUUCUGCCCUCAGUUUGUUUGAGACAUGCAAGGGUCGGACCAUUAAGGCUGGCACACUGGAGAAACUUGUGGAAUACAUGGUGUCAGCGUUCAAAGGCAAGGACUAUACGUAUGUGACUAUUUUCCUCUGCACCUACCGAGCUUUUGCCACCACCAAACAAGUUCUGGACCUGCUUCUCAACAGGUAUGCCAAACUGCAUGAUCAGCCAGCCUCUGAAGGACCAAAGCUCUCCUCAGAGGACUAUUCAGAGCUGAAAAACACUGUCUCAUCUAUUCUGGGUGCAUGGUUGGAUCAGUAUUCUGAGGAUUUCUGGAGUCCUCCAGCCCACGAAUGCCUUCAGAGCCUCAUAUCCUACCUGCAGAUAAACUUCUCUGGAUCAGACCUGGAGAGACGAGCGCAUAAACUGCUGGAGCAUUUCCAGCACAGGCAGCAUUCAGAGGUUGAGCUUGAAGGCGAUCUGUAUACUUGCCCUUUUGCUACACCAGAGGAGAGCAGCUUGGAUGAUGAAUUCUCCACCUUACACUUUAUGUCCUUCAGUCCUGCUCUGGUCGCUGAGCAGUUAACAAUCAUGGAUGCGGAGCUGUUUAAGAGAGUUGUUCCCUACCAUUGUUUGGGUGGUAUAUGGUCCCAGCGGGAUAAAAAGGGCAAAGAGCACCUGGCGCCCACCAUCCGAGCCACCGUUGCCCAGUUCAACAGUGUGACCAACUGUGUGAUUGCCACCUGCUUGGACAGCAGGUCUCUCAGACCCUUUCAAAGAGCGAAGCGCAUUGAACACUGGAUAGAAGUGGCCAGGAAAUGUCGUAUCCUGAAGAGCUUCUCCUCCCUUAAAGCCAUCCUGUCCGCCCUGCAGAGCAAUGCCCUCCAUAGACUGAGAAGGACCUGGGAUGAGGUGUCCAGGGAAAGCUAUCGCACUUUCCAAGAGCUGUCUGAAAUCUUCUCAGAUGACAAUAAUUACUCCCUCAGCAGAGAGCUUCUCAUUAAGGAGGGCACCUCUAAAUGUGCAAUUGUUGAAAUUAACCAUAAAGGAGCUCAGAGAAGACACCAGCAGCAGAGAGACAUGGGUGUCGUCCAGGGAACUAUUCCAUACCUUGGCACAUUCCUCACUGACCUAGUUAUGUUGGAUACUGCUAUGAAAGAUCAUCUUGAGGCUGGGCUUAUCAACUUUGAGAAGAGAAGGAAGGAGUUUGAAGUGAUUGCUCAGAUCAAGUUACUGCAGCUGACCUGCAAUUACUACAACUUCACCAGAAGCCAGCGCUUCACUGAUUGGUUCAAGAGAGUGGAGAAACUUACUGACACCGAGAGCUACUCUCUGUCCUGUGAGAUCGAGCCUCCAACUGAGUCAGUGUGCAAGAAGAGCAGCGGCAUCAUCAAACGCAUGAGCGAGGAGUCGGGUUACAACAGCAUAGGGACUUCUCACUCAAAAUUCUUUGAGCAGGCACGGUUAAGCCAGUUCAAAGACAGCUUCAAAGAUGGAGCGGAUUCUCUCAGCCUUACCUCAGCUGGAUCCAGCUGCUCAGAUGCAGAGGAGAUGAGCCUCAGUCUACUGAACUCCCCAGAAUCAGGGAAUCAGAGAACAUCCACACCAACUUUGAAGCAUUUUGUAUCAACCUCAGAUGCAGGGGAGCUUACGUCUGAUUCCUCCUCCAAGCUCUGGGAGUCAUCCAGCCCUUCAUCUUUGGAGGCCUCUGGAACAGUAUUGGGACUUGAAUCUGGCUCCAGCAGUUCCGCCUCCUCUUCUUCCUCCUCGUCUUUAGUCUCUGCUUCCACUGGGCAGGCCUUCCACUUUCACAAGCGUUCUGUCUCUGGUGUCUCUGACUACUCCUCACUUUCCCUGCCCCUGUACAACCAGCAGGUGAACGACUGCUGCAUCAUCAGAGUCAGCCUUGAUGUGGACAACGGCAACAUGUACAAAAGCAUCCUGGUGACUAGCCAGGACAAAACACCUGGUGUCAUUAGGAAAGCCAUGGCCAAGCACAACCUGGACAAUGAGAAGUCAGAAGACUAUGAACUAUUCCAGAGAGUCUCAAAGCAUAAAGAACUCAGAAUCCCAGAUAAUGGAAACGUUUUCUACGCUAUGAACUCAUCUGCCAAAUACGACUUCUUGCUGAGGAAGCGUGGUGCUACCAAAACCUGCCGCUCCAAGAGCUCUCCUAGCCUAACUCUACCACGCAUGAAGCAGAAAGGGUUCAAAAUACCCAAAGGCUUCUUUUGAACGGUCUCUAUCAAGUUUAACUUGCCUGGAGCGGUUUGCAUUUGGGAGAUUAUCAAGAGUCACUUCAUUAGUCCCUCUGCAGUAUUAUCUGUGUCUUUUAGCCAAUGGAUUAUUGAUUGUUGCAUUGAAAUAGCUGCUUGUUUCCUACAGGAAGCUAUGCCUGUGUUUUCUGUCCCUAUGGACUAUGCGACAGACACAAGACCACUGUGGUUCUUACAAGGUUUGCCUUAAGACUGCACAUAAGAGCCACACUGUGUGUGAUAAAUAUUUUCCAUACCAAAUGCAGUUAUUCAUGCAUGAGCACACUAAAUGAAAACAUAUGAAGCACUUUAGAAUGGUCCUUUACUUAAAGCAAGAGAUUUGUGGAAAGCAGUUUGGACAAUUGAUGCAUCAUUUCCUCAUCAGUUUUGUUCUUUUUUAUUCCAAACAAGGACUUUCAUUUGAUUCAUCUUGAAACAGGCUCUCUGUUUGGACUCAAAAUGUUAUCACUGUCUCUCAGAUUCUAGGGCAGCUUUUGCUAUAGCGACAAUAUUACAUGUACAGUGCGAAUUGUGUAAAGUGUAUAGUCUUUUGUUUGUUUUUUGCUCUUUUAUAUGGCUGUUUUGACUGUUGUCAGUGCUGAUGCCAAUUUAGCUUGUCAACGCUGCCUGUUUUCCUGGAGACGACACUGAUUACUGCCUGAAACUAACCUCUCAGGCUACAAUCAGUUCACUCAAGACUGCAGGAAUCUCUUUUGACUGCUAAGCGACUUCUGGUUUCCUUCAUUGAGUCACAAAUUCAUAUUUGAGCAUGAGAUGACAGGUCUGAAGCCUAGGAUUUAGAAGAUUACGUAUGGUUAUUACAUAACCAUAAAUAACAACACUACUAACACUUAUUAAUUAAUCCAAAUGCAGUGAUGGAGGCAGUCUUGACACCCAAGUCUAUGCCAAAGCCUUUAUUGUUUCUUUUUGCAGUUGGUUUCUCUGUGUUUCGUGAUGUGCUUGGCCUCCGUUAUAGAAUGCCGUAACUCUACAGGCUUUCCUUUUUUUGUACCAAACACUGUGACUGUGGCUUCACCCUGCUAAGCCUUUUGUUUUGUGAACUAAACCCACAAGUGCUUUCUGACCAAAUGGUCUUAGUAUGAUGUGCUGAAAUAUUGAGGGGAUGUUGUUCCCACCAGUAGAGAUUUUCAGCCGUGUUUACUCAGAUGUGUAUGUUGGUUUGUGUGUGGGUGUGUGUGUGUGUGUGUGUGUGUGCGUGUUUGUGCUUUAAUUUGAAAUAUGAUAGGAUUUAUAUCUUAAAAGUUGUAAGAAAUGCACCACAUAUGUGUUGGUGCUUUUCUGCUACUAUGCCAACUAUAUAAACUGAACUGGAACAAAAUAUACAUUUUGCUUAGUUUACGAUGAAAAAAAAAAAUCAAGUGCAUGGAGAAAAUAUGCCACUAGGGAUUCACUGUUAAAUGACUCCUAAUGAAUAUCACUUCUCAGACAUGCUUUCUGGAAACUACAAAGAUGAAGUGAAAUGUUACUGCCUGCAGCCUGUCAUUCGUUGCGUGCCAUAUACAGACUUCAAUUCAUAUUUUGUUUUGUCUCCUUUUUUAACCUUUUUUUAUGCCUGAAUCUAACUCUGAAUGUUAAUGUCUAUGUUUGAAUGUUAAGGUCCAAUUUGUGGCAUUGCCCCAUGUUUAUUUAUUUAUAUGUUUAUAAUUGUUUUAUUUAUAAUUGUUUUACUGUUGUAAAAAUAAAUUAAAAUGCACCUUUGUAUGUACAAAAAAGCACUACAUUUUUUUAAACUUACAAAUAAAUGUGGGGAUGCACAGUACUUG
Messenger RNA from Myxocyprinus asiaticus (Chinese sucker), 5140 nucleotides. Its product is annotated as ral guanine nucleotide dissociation stimulator-like. Bases 712 to 3336 code for a protein of 874 amino acids. Gene Ontology annotation, cellular component: plasma membrane. Gene Ontology annotation, biological process: Ras protein signal transduction; positive regulation of GTPase activity. NCBI's taxonomy places the organism in Eukaryota, Metazoa, Chordata, Actinopteri, Cypriniformes, Catostomidae. Gene Ontology annotation, molecular function: guanyl-nucleotide exchange factor activity. The record is from RefSeq and is a predicted model, not a curated record. The transcript is spliced from 18 exons.